Molecule: messenger RNA, 1521 nt
Organism: Henningerozyma blattae CBS 6284
Lineage: Eukaryota; Fungi; Ascomycota; Saccharomycetes; Saccharomycetales; Saccharomycetaceae
Exons: 1
Coding region: 1-1521 (506 amino acids)
Biological process (GO): glucose 6-phosphate metabolic process; intracellular glucose homeostasis; glycolytic process
Cellular component (GO): mitochondrion; cytosol
Molecular function (GO): ATP binding; D-glucose binding; glucokinase activity
Source: RefSeq, a predicted model, not a curated record
AUGUCGUUCGAACAACUUCAUAGAGAGACUGCCGCCAAACUAGACGAUGCAGUAGAUAAAAUCUGUUCUCAAUUGGUCGUAGAGAAGGAACAAUUGAAGACCAUGACUGAAGGGUUUAUUGAAGCAAUGGAAAACGGGUUAAACCAUCCUAAUUCUUCUGAGGUCAAUUCAUCCACAACACCAUCUCCAAAUUCUGCAGGUUUAUCGAUGUUACCAUCUUUUGUUACGGGUUUACCAAAUGGUACUGAACGUGGUAUUCUAUUAGCAUGUGAAUUGGGUACUAUGCAUUUCCGUAUAUGUUCUGUGGAAUUGUUAGGAGAUCACACUUUCCAAUUGAGACAUGUCAAGUCACAUUUACCACAAGAAGUCAUUGAAGAGGAUACUGCUUCAAGCGAUAAAUUAUUCUCCUUUAUGGCAAGACGUACCUAUGCUUUCAUUAAGAGGGCUCAUCCAGAAGUAUUGGACCCACAUGCAGGUGUCUCUAUGAAAAUGGGGUUCACUUUCACUUAUCCUGUUGAACAAACUUCUUUAAAUGAAGGUAUCUUGAUCAGAUGGACUAAAAAUGUUCAAAUUAAAGAUACUGUAGGUAGAGAUGUUGUUCAAUUAUUCCAAGAUCAAUUGGACUCUCAAGGUUUGGAAAGAAUCCGUAUUGUGGCCUUAACCAAUGAUACUGUAGGUACAUUUUUGUCAUUGUGCUAUUCUUCUGGAUCUUCUAUGUCAAGUUUGGCCACUGGUGAAGUGGUUGAGCCUGUCAUUGGUUGUAUUAUUGGUACUGGUACCAACGGUUGUUAUAUGGAAUCUACAGAAAAUAUUGGGAAAUUACAACCGGAAUUACGUGAAAGAUUAAUUAGAGAAGGUAAAACUAAGAUGUGUGUCAAUACAGAAUGGGGGUCCUUUGAUAAUGAACUAAAAUAUAUCCCAACUACGAAAUAUGAUACUUUGAUUGAUCAAAAAUUCUCAUCAAAUCCAGGUUUCCAUCUUUUCGAAAAAAGAAUUUCUGCCUUAUAUUUGGGUGAAAUAUUAAGAAACAUCCUAUUAGACUUAUACCAACAAGGUUUGAUCUUAACCCAAUAUAGAACCGAAAGAUCUCUACCACAUCGUUUAAAGACUCCUUUUGAAUUAGGUUGUCAAGUUUUAGCUCAUAUUGAAAUUGACGACUCUACCAACUUACGUGAAACAGAAUUGACUCUAUUGCAAUCUUUAAGAUUACCAACUACUCCACAAGAACGUUAUGCCAUUCAAAAAAUUGUUCGUGCUAUUUCAAGACGUAGCGCUUAUUUAGCUGCAGUUCCAAUUGCUGCUAUCUUAAUGAAGACUGGUGCUUUAACGAAAAGAUACCACGGUGAAGUGGAAGUUGGUUGUGAUGGCUCAAUUGCUGAAUAUUAUCCAGGUUAUAGAUCUAUGUUGAGACAUGCUUUAGCUUUGUCACCAAUUGGUACAGAAGGUGAAAGAAAAGUUCAUUUAAGAAUUGCCAAGGAUGGUUCAGGUGUCGGUUCUGCCUUAUGUGCUCUGGUUGCUUAA